Molecule: messenger RNA, 7783 nt
Organism: Podospora pseudocomata
Lineage: Eukaryota; Fungi; Ascomycota; Sordariomycetes; Sordariales; Podosporaceae
Gene: PRP8
Product: pre-mRNA-splicing factor 8
Exons: 2
Coding region: 332-7447 (2371 amino acids)
Biological process (GO): spliceosomal tri-snRNP complex assembly; mRNA splicing, via spliceosome
Cellular component (GO): U5 snRNP; catalytic step 2 spliceosome
Molecular function (GO): U6 snRNA binding; U5 snRNA binding; U1 snRNA binding
Source: RefSeq, a predicted model, not a curated record
CGCGCUGUUCUCGCCGUCGCGAAGAGCUGUUCCAGUUCGAGAUUUUCUAAACCAAGGCGACAGCCAAUUUCUGGCUUCACCAACACAACAACCAACCUCACAUCACGCCACUAAUCGCCGUGAGCCGCUGAGGGAUUGUCGCUUUCUCUCUCCUGCCCGGAAAUGCGGACGUCAUAAUAAGAGAAACACCCACACUCCAUCUCCUUUAGCAGCGGACAAUCUUCGACCACUGCGAUAGACAAAGUUACCGACGGCCACGAACGCCAACAAGGCGACCUUCAUCCUUCCCUCUCAAACUCCAUCCGAGAAUCCCUCCUGAGGCCGUAUAGAGAUGUCUUUCCCUCCUCCUCCCCCCGGAUGGGGUCCUCCGCCUCCACCCCCUCCGCCGCCGCCGCCCGGACCGCCGUCCUCACUUCCUCCGCCGCCUGCUAUUCCGGCACCACCUCCCCCUGGAUACCAGCCUCCCACGAACCCUCAGAUUGCCAAGUUUGCCCAAAAGAAGAAGGAAUGGCUUCGGGACCAGCGCAAUCGGUUUGGCGAGAAGCGGAAGGGUGGCUUCGUGGAAACGCAAAAGGCCGAUAUGCCGCCGGAACACCUGCGUAAGAUUGUGAAGGAUAUCGGCGACGUCUCGCAGAAGAAGUACACCAAUGACAAGCGAAGCUAUCUUGGUGCGCUGAAAUUCAUGCCUCAUGCAGUUUUGAAGCUGCUCGAGAACAUGCCGAUGCCUUGGGAAUCAGCGAGGGAGGUCAAGGUGCUCUACCAUGUCAAUGGUUGCCUGACGCUCGUCAAUGAGAUUCCACGCGUCAUCGAACCCGUAUUUUUUGCACAGUGGGCUACUAUGUGGACGACCAUGCGCAAGGAGAAGAGCGAUCGAAGACUGUUCAAACGGAUGCGGUUCCCUCCGUUUGACGAUGAAGAGCCACCCCUUUCUUGGUCCGAGAACAUCGAGGAUGUCGAACCGCUGGAGCCGAUCCAGAUGGAGCUCGACGAAGACGAAGAGGCUGCUGUGUACGAAUGGUUUUAUGACCAUCAACCUCUCCUGGACACGACACAUGUCAAUGGCCCAAGCUACAAGACAUGGAACCUCACACUGCCACAAAUGGCGAGCUUAUAUCGGCUCAGUCGUCCUUUGGUAUCUGAGGUUGUUGAUCAGAAUUACUUUUAUCUCUUCGAGCUCAAGAGCUUUCUCACGGCCAAAGCCUUGAAUGUUGCGCUGCCUGGCGGUCCUCGCUUUGAGCCACUUUACAAAGAUAUCGACCCCAAUGACGAGGAUUUCGGCGAGUUCAACGCCAUGGACCGCAUCAUUUUCAGAAACCCCAUCCGAACUGAAUGUCGAGUGUCCUAUCCCUAUCUUUACAAUGCUCUCCCGCGCAGCGUCCACCUUUCCUGGCAUUCGCAUCCUCAGGUAGUGUACACCCGAACAGAGGACCACAAUCUCCCUGCAUUCUACUUCGACACCAGCAUCAACCCCAUCUCAUCUCGGGCCGUGGCGCCGAAGAACCUCACCAUCAGUCAUGAAGACGAACUUUUUGGCCAGGGCAGCAACGAGGAGCCAGAAGAGGAGGAGUUCGAGCUUCCCGUGGGUGUUGAGCCGUUCAUGGCCGACGAGGAGCUUUAUACAGACGACACGGCAUCUGCGAUAGAACUGUGGUGGGCACCGUUUCCAUUUGACCGUCGCUCUGGGCGUAUGGUUCGGGCUCAAGAUGUUCCUCUAAUCAAGCACUGGUACCUCGAACACUGUCCACCAAAGCAGCCUGUGAAGGUUCGCGUCUCAUACCAGAAGCUUUUGAAGACGUACGUCCUCAACGAGCUUCACAAGAAGAAGCCCAAGUCGUUGCAAAAGCAAAGCUUGCUCAGGUCCCUGAAGCAGACCAAGUUCUUCCAGCAGACAACCAUCGACUGGGUAGAGGCAGGUCUUCAAGUCUGUCGCCAAGGUUUCAACAUGCUUAACUUGUUGAUUCAUCGCAAGAACCUUACCUAUCUCCAUCUUGAUUACAAUUUCAACCUGAAGCCCGUCAAGACUCUCACCACCAAGGAACGCAAAAAGUCGAGAUUUGGAAACGCCUUUCAUCUAAUGCGAGAGAUCUUGCGGCUCACCAAGCUCAUUGUCGAUGCCCAAGUGCAAUAUCGGCUGGGUAACAUUGACGCAUUUCAGCUCGCCGAUGGUAUCCUCUAUGCGUUCAACCAUGUGGGACAGCUGACGGGAAUGUAUCGAUACAAGUACAAGCUCAUGCACCAGAUUCGCUCUUGCAAGGAUUUGAAGCACUUGAUUUACUACCGGUUUAACGCGGGCCCUGUUGGCAAAGGCCCUGGCUGCGGUUUCUGGGCUCCUGCCUGGAGAGUCUGGCUGUUUUUCAUGCGCGGUAUUAUCCCCUUGCUGGAGCGCUGGCUUGGAAAUUUGCUGUCUCGUCAGUUUGAAGGCCGCCACAGCAAAGGCGUUGCCAAGACCGUCACGAAGCAGCGUGUCGAGUCACAUUUCGAUCUCGAGCUUCGGGCUUCGGUCAUGGCGGACCUGAUGGAUAUGAUGCCCGAGGGUAUCAAACAAAACAAGGUCAACACCGUGUUGCAGCAUCUCUCUGAGGCCUGGAGGUGCUGGAAGAGCAAUAUUCCGUGGAAGGUCCCAGGAUUGCCUGCUGCUAUUGAGAACAUCAUCCUCAGAUAUGUCAAGUCCAAGGCUGAUUGGUGGGUCUCGGUUGCUCACUACAACAGAGAGCGCAUCAGAAGGGGUGCCACCGUGGACAAGACCGUCGCCAAGAAGAACGUCGGCCGCCUUACCCGUCUCUGGCUCAAGGCUGAGCAGGAAAGGCAACACAACCAUAUGAAAGAUGGACCAUAUGUAUCCUCCGAGGAGGCCGUGGCCAUCUAUACGACCACUGUGCAUUGGCUCGAGUCCCGCAAGUUCUCCCCUAUUCCUUUCCCGAGUGUUUCCUACAAGCAUGAUACCAAGAUCCUCAUCUUGGCCCUCGAGCGUCUCCGCGAAGCCUACUCCACCAAGGGGAGACUUAACCAGAGCCAAAGAGAAGAGCUGGCCCUUAUUGAACAGGCAUACGACAGCCCGGGAACUACUCUCGAGCGGAUCAAGCGCUUCCUCUUGACGCAGCGGGCCUUCAAGGAGGUGGGCAUUGAUAUGAACGACAAUUAUAGCACCAUCAACCCUGUGUACGACAUUGAGCCCAUUGAGAAGAUCAGCGAUGCCUACCUGGAUCAGUAUCUCUGGUAUCAAGCCGACCAGCGUCACCUCUUUCCUGCUUGGAUCAAGCCGUCGGACUCUGAGGUCCCUCCUCUCCUCGUGUACAAGUGGGCUCAAGGUAUCAACAAUCUCGACCAAGUCUGGGAAACCGCAAAUGGGGAGUGCAACGUCAUGAUCGAGACCUCCUUGUCCAAGGUGUACGAGAAGAUCGAGCUCACGUUGCUCAAUUCGCUACUUCGCCUCAUCAUGGACCACAAUUUGGCCGACUACAUUACAGCCAAGAACAACGUCACACUGACCUACAAAGACAUGAGCCAUGUCAAUAGUUACGGCAUGAUUCGUGGCCUUCAGUUUUCGGCGUUUGUUUUCCAGUAUUAUGGGCUGAUUCUCGACCUUCUACUCCUGGGGCCUCAGCGCGCCAGCGAGAUUGCCGGCCCGCCUCAAAGCCCCAACGAUUUCCUCCAGUUCCAGGAUCGCGACACGGAGACGAGACACCCCAUUAGACUGUACACCAGAUACAUUGACAAAAUUUGGGUCUUUCUCCGCUUCACGGCUGACGAAUCGCGCGACCUCAUCCAGCGGUUUCUUACCGAACAACCGGAUCCAAAUUUUGAGAAUGUCAUCGGGUACAAGAGCAAGAAAUGCUGGCCGAGAGAUUCUCGCAUGCGCUUGAUGAGACACGAUGUCAACCUCGGCAGGGCUGUCUUUUGGGAUCUGAAGAAUCGACUACCAAGAUCCGUCACGACCAUCGAGUGGGAAGACACAUUUGCAAGUGUCUACAGCAAGGACAACCCAAACCUCCUGUUCUCAAUGUGCGGCUUCGAGGUGCGCAUUUUGCCCAAGAUUCGCAACCAGAAUGACGAGUUUCCCGUCAAGGACAGCGUUUGGUCACUGGUGAACAACGCCACCAAGGAGCGCACCGCCCACGCCUUUUUGCAGGUUACCGAGGAGGACAUUCAGAAGUUCAACAACCGCAUUCGCCAAAUCCUCAUGUCCUCGGGCUCAACCACGUUCACCAAGAUUGCCAACAAGUGGAACACUGCCUUGAUCGCUCUCUUCACGUACUACCGCGAGGCUGCUGUUUCGACUGUCAAUCUACUUGACACAAUUGUCAAGUGUGAGACUAAGAUCCAAACCCGAGUCAAGAUUGGCCUCAACUCAAAGAUGCCGUCGCGGUUCCCGCCUGCUGUAUUUUAUACCCCGAAAGAACUUGGUGGUCUGGGUAUGAUCUCUGGGUCUCACAUCUUGAUCCCAACGAGCGAUAAGCGAUGGUCCAAGCAGACCGAUGUCGGGGUCACUCAUUACCGUGCCGGCAUGUCUCACGACGAGGAAACCCUUAUUCCCAACAUCUUCCGCUACAUCAUUCCCUGGGAGGCCGAGUUCAUCGAUUCCCAACGCGUCUGGACGGAAUAUUCGCAGAAGAGGCUCGAGGCCAACCAGCAAAACAGGAGGCUGACCUUGGAGGAUCUAGAAGACAGCUGGGAUCGGGGUCUGCCGCGCAUCAACACGCUGUUCCAAAAGGACCGCAGCACGCUGAGCUUCGACAAGGGGUUCCGCACCCGGGCAGAGUUCAAGAUUUAUCAGUUGAUGAAGAGCAAUCCGUUCUGGUGGACCAGUCAGCGACACGAUGGCAAACUUUGGAACCUCAAUGCCUAUCGCACCGAUGUCAUUCAGGCACUGGGAGGUGUUGAGACGAUUCUCGAGCAUACUCUUUUCAAGGCAACAGGCUUCCCUUCUUGGGAGGGUCUAUUCUGGGAGCGGGCCUCCGGUUUCGAAGAAUCAAUGAAGUUCAAAAAGCUCACAAACGCCCAGCGGUCCGGUCUCAAUCAAAUCCCCAACCGUCGAUUCACUCUUUGGUGGAGCCCAACCAUCAACAGAGCAAAUGUUUACGUUGGUUUCCAGGUCCAACUGGAUUUGACUGGUAUUUUCCUUCACGGCAAGAUCCCGACCCUCAAGAUCUCUUUGAUCCAGAUCUUCCGCGCCCAUCUGUGGCAGAAAAUACACGAGUCGGUUGUCAUGGAUCUCUGCCAGGUCUUUGAUCAGGAACUGGAAGCUCUGAGCAUUGAAUCUGUUCAGAAAGAGACGAUCCACCCGCGUAAAUCCUACAAGAUGAACAGUUCCUGCGCGGACAUCCAGCUGUUUGCCAGCCACAAGUGGAAUGUUACGCGACCGUCCCUCCUGUUCGACAACAAAGAUGUCAUCGAGGCAACCACGACAAACAAGUUCUGGAUUGACGUUCAGCUGCGCUACGGCGACUACGACUCCCAUGAUAUUGAAAGAUAUGUCAGGGCCAAGUAUCUGGAUUACACCACCGAUAGCAUGAGCUUGUACCCAUCGCCUACCGGCCUCAUGAUUGGUAUCGACCUUGCCUACAACCUCUAUUCUGCUUACGGCCAGUACUUCCCAGGCCUGAAAACGCUGGUUCAGCAAGCCAUGUCCAAGAUCAUGAAGGCCAAUCCUGCUCUUUAUGUGUUGCGUGAGCGUAUCCGCAAAGGUCUUCAGCUGUAUGCCUCUGAGAGCAACCAAGAGUUCCUCAACUCGCAAAAUUAUUCCGAGCUUUUCAGCAAUCAGACUCAGCUCUUCAUUGACGACACAAAUGUGUACCGUGUGACGAUCCACAAGACCUUCGAGGGUAACCUGACCACGAAGCCCAUCAACGGUGCCAUCUUUAUCUUCAACCCUCGGACUGGGCAGCUGUUCCUGAAGAUUAUCCACACCAGCGUCUGGGCAGGGCAGAAGCGCUUGGGCCAGUUGGCGAAAUGGAAAACGGCUGAAGAAGUGGCAGCAUUGAUCAGAUCCCUUCCAGUAGAAGAGCAGCCCAAGCAGCUCAUUGUCACGCGGAAGGGUCUUUUGGAUCCUCUGGAGGUCAAUCUCCUGGACUUCCCCAAUAUCUCGAUUCGCGCUUCUGAGCUCCAGCUUCCCUUCCAGGCUGCCAUGAAGGUGGAGAAGCUUGGCGACAUGAUUUUGCGUGCCACCGAGCCUCAAAUGGUUCUUUUCAACCUCUACGAUGAGUGGCUCAAGAGCAUUUCUUCAUACACAGCAUUCUCUCGUCUUAUUCUCAUUCUCCGUGCCCUGCACGUCAACCAGGAUAAGACGAAAUUGAUAUUGCGUCCCGACAAGACUGUCAUCACUCAGGAUCAUCAUAUCUGGCCCUCCCUCUCGGAUGAGGAUUGGAUCAAGGUCGAAACGCAGCUUCGUGAUCUGAUCCUGAAUGACUACGGGAAGAAGAAUAAUGUCAAUGUCUCCAGUUUGACAAGUAGCGAAGUACGCGACAUCAUCUUGGGUAUGGAAAUUUCGGCCCCCUCUCUCCAGAGACAACAAGCUGCCGAGAUUGAAAAGCAGCAACAGGAGCAGCAGCAGCUUACUGCUGUCACAACCAAGACUCAAAAUGUGCAUGGAGAGGAGAUUAUCGUCACGACAACAUCGCAGUUUGAACAGCAGACAUUUGCGUCCAAGACCGAGUGGCGCACGAGGGCUAUCGCCACGUCGAAUUUGCGGACAAGGGCGAACAAUAUGUACGUGUCACCACUGGACAAUGAUGUGGAUGACAUCACAUAUGUGAUGCCCAAAAAUAUCCUCAAGAAGUUUAUCCAGAUUGCCGAUCUUCGAGUGCAGGUCGCGGGCUAUUUGUAUGGAGCUUCGCCUGCCGACAAUGAUCAAGUCAAGGAGGUUCGCUGUAUCGUCAUGGUGCCCCAGAUUGGUGGUUUGCGCAAUGUUCAGCUGCCUCAGCAUCUCCCUCAACAUGAUAUGCUCAAAGGAAUGGAGCCUCUCGGCAUUAUUCACACGACAUCUGGUAAUGAGCUUCCUUAUAUGUCGGCCAUGGAUGUUACCGAUCAUGCCCGAUUGCUUGAUGCCCACCCAUCGUGGAGCAAGGAGAGCACCCUAACUGUGGCAGUGUCCUUUACACCGGGCAGUGUCUCACUGUCAGCCUGGGCGCUCACGCCGCAGGGCUACAAAUGGGGUGCAGAGAAUAAGGAUGUCGGCAGCGACCAGCCCCAGGGGUUUACCACAACCAUGGGCGAGAAGAGGCAGUUACUGUUGAGUGAAAAGUUCAGGGGCUUCUUUCUAGUGCCUGAAUCAGGGAAGUGGAAUUACAGCUUCAUGGGUAGUGCCUUUGGCAGCCUGGAGAAGAAACCGGUCCAUGUUAAGCUGGAUACACCUGCGCCGUUUUACAGCGAUCAACACCGUCCGAUCCACUUCUCCAGUUUCAACGAGUUGGAAGAUAUCUGGGUGGACAGACAGGAUAACUUUGCAUAGGCUGAACAAAUGUCGAGGAGGAUGUAUCAGAGCAAGCGGGUAGUAAGGGGAAAAGCAUGGUAAUUUGUACUGCACAGAGGUGGUGUUUCUUUAAGGCGUUUCGUACUUUCGGGUUGGGGUUUUCCAUGCUUAAUAAUUAAGUGGGCAAACCUUGGGUGUUUGUCAGUUUGUAAAAAAGUCAUGCAAGAAGGAUGGUGGCUCACUGGGAGGAUGGAAAUAAUGAUAUGUUUAUGAACAAAGCCUAGGUUUCUCGCCAUUAUGUCCUGAUCCUCUGCCAAAAGGUGACAAGAAACAUGAAGCAUAUUGAUGUAAGAUCAUCUUGAUCCUCACCAACGA